AUAUUUUGAAAUACGAAUUGUCUACAACAUCAGGUUGCAAAAAGAUCAGCUGUUUAGAAAACUAGAAUUUAUUGUUCAGUUCCUUUAUUUAGAUGUUUGUUAUUUAAUGUUUCAGAAAGAUGCAGACUCCCGGCAAAAGUAAAACCCAAUUAAUUGGCCGACCAAACAAAUUUGAUGUUUUUAGUGCAAUUGAGGAGAAAGAUCGAUCAAAGAUAUCAACUCUAGUGAUGCGUGAGGAUGUGAGUUUAGGAAUGGUGUCUUCAGAGAACGGGAGAUCGUUACUGUACUGCUUAAUGGAGAAAGUGUGUAAUGGGGACAAAAUUAUUCUAAGAAAACUAGAUUCUUGUUUAGUAACUUCAAAUCAGGAUCCUGAUUCAGACGAUUUCUAUAUCCAGGUCGAUCUUACAAAACUAGUCGGGGAGGAGGAGAGAAGGGAUCCAGUUCUUAUUCGGGAUAUUCUCAAGUUACCACGUAGAGUCAGUAGACGAAUUCUCAACCAUCCUGUUAUUGUGACAUACAUACAACAAAGAUGGGACAGAACACGUUGGUCCUUCCUUGUAUCAUUUCUCAUUUAUACCUCCUUUGUUUUAUUCUUCUCAUUCUUCCUGGGGAUGAUGUACUGGAGAUAUGAUCAUAACCAGACAAGAGUUGAAGUAAAACUAUCUACAGAUUGCCAGUUCAGUCCUGUAGUAUUUGAAGAUCAGAAUAACGGCGGAAAAAAUGGAAUUCAAACUAGAUUUGAUUCCACAGCUAUAACAUUUUCAGAAGAUGAUCAGAACUUUGAUGUAAAAGUUGAAAUUGUCAAGCAACCAAAAAACAGAAGUGAGACGAGAGCACUAAAAAAGUUGGGAUUGUUCAGUGGAUGUUCUCAAAGACGUUUUUAUCGUGAUGUAUCAAUGUGUACAGUAGAAAUUCUUCUAGUGUUUACAAUAUUUCUUUUAGUGAUUCAAGAACUGUGGCAAAUAGUUGCACAAAGAAGAGAAUAUUUUAAGGAACUGGAAAACUGGUUUGAAUUAGUUAUAAUAAUAUUUGCAAUAAGCACUAUUUGUCUAAAGCAAGAUCUGGAUACACUAAAGAUUAUAUCAGCAGUAGGAAUCUGUUUGGCCUGGUUACAGCUUAUAUUUCUUUUUGGACGAUAUCCAUUUCUAGGCGGAAAGUUUAGUAUCAUGUAUUACACUGUUACCAAGAGAAUCAGUAAAACAGCGCUAGGAUUUUUUGUCAUGCUUUUCGGCUUUAGUUUCGCAUUUUUUAUCAUGAAUUCUGGGAUUGAGACAGAAUCCUUUGGAAACAUUUUCCAGACUUUUCUUAAGAUAUUGGUGAUGCUUCUAGGAGAGUUUGAGUUCAACGACCUGUACGCGAAUUCUUCUAAAUCUGGUAAUCUGGCGCUAACAUUUACUAUGUUUCUUCUUCUGGGACUUAUAGUGUUUGGAACCAUUAUAAUGCUUAAUCUGAUCGUAGCGAUCAUUAUCACAGAUAUAGACUGGCUGCAUCAGAUGUCUCAGGAGCAAGGACUAAGAAACCAGGCUCUUCAUGUUCUUCAAAUACAUUCUCUUCUCUCUAUCUCAGAUUGUUUAAAAAACAAGAUUUCCAGACAAACAUCCAGAUCUAGCUUGCUGCCUGAGUUCUGCUCCCAUAAUGUAUGUUCCUGCUCUAAAUCUAUUGUUUAGAUCUAGGUUGCUGCUCUAGUUCUGCUCUCAUAAUGUAUGUUCCUGUUCUAAACCUAAUGUUUAGAUCUAGCUUGCUGCUGGAGUUCUGCUCCCAUAAUGUAUGUUCCUGUUCUAAACCUAAUGUUUAGAUCUAGCUUGCUGCUGGAGUUCUGCUCCCAUAAUGUAUGUUCCUGUUCUAAACCUAAGCUACCCUUGGAUAUUAAACAAUCUGUUGGAGAAAUUCUUAAUUUGCA
Molecule: messenger RNA, 1900 nt
Organism: Eurytemora carolleeae
Lineage: Eukaryota; Metazoa; Arthropoda; Copepoda; Calanoida; Temoridae
Product: transient receptor potential channel pyrexia
Exons: 24
Coding region: 120-1667 (515 amino acids)
Source: RefSeq, a predicted model, not a curated record